CCUACGGCACCAUGGUGUCUGUUUAGUAAAAGUGCGGGGUUGCCAUGAGUCAGUGGGCAUCGCCAGCAAAGACCUUAUAGGUUGGAAGUCUCGGACUGUAGGAGCCGCUCGAAGCGCCGACGGCCGGAUCAGGAUGCCGGGGCUGCGGUGAUUCCCUGAAGGCGUGCACAGGCGGAACAUGGUGUCGGAGGAUGGAAGCGGACGACGUGUCGGUUAGAGAGCAGCUCUUCCACGACCGUGUUCGAGAGACCAUAAUCUUCGUCCUCUUCUUCGUUUGUCUCUACAUCUUUUCCUACCUCGUCAUCACUCACUAUAAGAGGAAUGCAGAGUUUAUGGCAGACGACAACGAAGAUGCAACGGUGAACAGAAUUUCGCUGUGGCUAUGCACCUUCUCGCUCUCCGUGUCAGUGGGUGCCGUCCUCCUGCUGCCCCUCUCCAUCCUGUCCAAUGAGGUCUUGCUCUUUGUCCCUGACAGCUGCUACAUACAGUGGCUAAAUGGCUCCCUUGUGCAUGGACUGUGGAAUCUCAUCUUCCUCUUCUCCAACCUCUCCCUGGUGUUUCUCCUGCCCUUCGCCUACUUCUUUACCGAGUCUGAGGGAUUUGUAGGCUCCAAGAAGGGUGUGAUGAGCCGUGUCUACGAGAGCACGGUGGUGCUUCUGCUUCUCAGUCUGCUGGUCCUGGGUUUGCUGUGGCUGGUGUCUGCUCUCACCCACCACGACGCGGCCAGGGAGAGCCUCAAUGACCUGUGGGAGCGCUACCUGCCCUACCUGUACUCCUGCAUAUCUUUGGUCGGAGUCCUGCUGCUGUUGUUGUGCACGCCCCUUGGGCUGUCCCGGGUCUUCAGCGUCACGGAGAGCAUCCUGGUGAAGCCCCGGCUGCUGGAGAACAUUGAUGAAACUGCGAGCUGCGUGGCAUUUGAGGAAGCCUGUCUUUCCAAGAAGCUGGCAGGCAAAUCUUCUUGCUGGAUCAGCCUCAACCUGGAUGUUCUCAAGAAUCAGUUUCUCUCCAUACAAGCCAGGCGGGUGUCUCUAGAGCUGAAGAGGAAAGCAUCUCCCUGGCAACGUAACGUGGGCUACCCACUGGCCUUACUGCUCUUGCUGGCACUGACGGUACUCUGUGUUCUGAUAGUUAGCUUCCAUGUGCUAGAGCUGCUUUUCGACGAUACGGCCAUGCCCCGAGGAAUGGAGGACCCCCUCUUAGGGGCGGCCUCAUUCUCCAUGUUCGGCUCGUUCGGUGCUGCUGUGCAGGUCAUCCUUAUCCUAUACCUGAUGGCAUCGUCGGUGGUCGGCUUCUACAGCCUGCCCCUCUUCACCACCCUGCUGCCCCGUGUUCAGGACACCACCCUGACGCAGAUCAUUGGGAACUGCGUCUCCCUGCUUAUGCUCAGCUCGGCCUUGCCGGUCUUUUCCCGCACCCUGGGAAUCACACAUUUUGACCUGCCUGGGGACUUCGGACGGUAUGAUUGGCUGGGGAACUUCUACAUCAUCUUCAUGUACAACAUGCUGUUUGCGGGGCUGACAUCAGCCUGCCUCAUGAAGUCCAUCACCCGGGCUAUGCAGCGGGAACUCAUCUGCGCUGUGGGGCUACACAAGCUACCUUUGAAAGUGACUCGUCCUAAAGUCUCCUUCAAGCGUCUCUUAGCCAGAAUGAACGUUCAUCAUUCUGCUACCACAGCUGUGACAGUUGUGGAGCUCAGUAAGCAGUGACGUUAAACCAGACUUGUGAGAUGGAGGCGCAGAUGGACAGUGCAGACCUGGGACAGGGACCAAGUGCAUCUGCUUUCUUCACAUCACAGCAGAUUAUUUGAAAGAUGGAUGGGAUCAAAGGAAACUAUUGUACAAUAUUGAAUGUUUAGUGUAGUGAAGCUUGUUUGAUCGGUGGUACACUUCAUGCAUUGGAACAAUACCUUUGUCGUUGGGUAUAUUCGUGAUUUGGUUCCUUCCUCUCUGAAUGGAUUCUCUUGACCUUGGUGAGAAGCCAGUGUUGCAUCACCUGCACUCACCUGGAUACAGUUUGAUGUCAUUGCCAUUUUUGGUGUUUAAUGUGUGAGCUAAUUUUACUCUUGUGGGGAUCAUUUCAGGCUUCUUUCUACUGCUGUGCCUGUUGAAUAACUCAGACCUUAAGCAUUUUAGGGUUCAUCCUCUCUAGUACUUUGGUCUUUGUCUAUAAACUUAUGAGUGUUUAUCAAAAUAUUUCAGUUAUCCUCGUCUGUAAUGUGCAGUGUUGUAAUACUGGGUUGUGUACCAUUAGAAGUUGCUCUUAAACCACCGUUAGAAACCUCACAUGUUGAAAUUUCCAAUCUUCUGUGACUAUUUAUUCUGUGGUAUUCUUAUGUACCCCAGUAGUGGGACACUAAAAUGCUGUAAAAUCAGAUCGGUACAAGGCAGCUUGACUUUCCCGGGUCUGUCCUAUGCACACAUUUUAUGCACUUUCGGUGUUUGGAAUUUGUUUGCUCAAUGAAGUUUGAUUUUUGUAUUAACUGUGAAAAAUAGCUCCUAGUUAGCUUUGACAGCUAUGAAGAGGGGAAAAUGCUAGUUUAGUGUAAACAAAAAAACUGGAAUCAGUGAGGGGAAGUAAGUAGAAUUGUGCUAUAAUAUCCAAAAGCAUAAAAUUCUCAAUAUUGGAAGAUCAGUAAAAAAAUGUAAUAACAGGUAUAAAAUUGUGAUCCUUUUGUUUAAAUUUGUAGUAUUAGCUUUGCUUUUAAACUGUAAAAAUAUGAAAAUUAUGGACCUUUAUUUAAUAAAAACAUGUAUUUUUUUUUCAAAA
Brienomyrus brachyistius is the source of this 2766-nucleotide messenger RNA. Its product is annotated as limb region 1 homolog-like protein. Gene Ontology annotation, molecular function: transmembrane signaling receptor activity. The transcript is spliced from 18 exons. Gene Ontology annotation, biological process: receptor-mediated endocytosis; signal transduction. The record is from RefSeq and is a predicted model, not a curated record. NCBI's taxonomy places the organism in Eukaryota, Metazoa, Chordata, Actinopteri, Osteoglossiformes, Mormyridae. The coding region runs from base 192 to 1706 and encodes 504 amino acids.